Sceloporus undulatus (fence lizard) is the source of this 3194-nucleotide messenger RNA. It is a transcript of the gene FES, whose product is annotated as FES proto-oncogene, tyrosine kinase. Lineage: Eukaryota; Metazoa; Chordata; Lepidosauria; Squamata; Phrynosomatidae. Gene Ontology annotation, biological process: chemotaxis; regulation of mast cell degranulation; cell adhesion. The transcript is spliced from 19 exons. Gene Ontology annotation, molecular function: ATP binding; non-membrane spanning protein tyrosine kinase activity. The coding region runs from base 196 to 2682 and encodes 828 amino acids. The record is from RefSeq and is a predicted model, not a curated record.
UUCACCUGUGGGCAGGUUCAUGCCAGAGGAAGUGGCAGCAGCAGUCUUUCAGGUCUCCUGCCCCAAACUAUCCAGACAGGGACCAUUGAGUCAAACUGGGACAGAUGGAGGGUAUGCUGUGGUGGGCCUUGGUCUCCCAGAAGCCAACCUGGAGGGAAGGGAUCACGCUCUUCUGUGGUGGGAGUCUUUGCUGCCAUGGGCUUUGGGCUGCAGCUGGGCUGCCCUGAGGGUCACGCAGCCCUCCUGCAGCUGCAAGAAGCUGAGCUACGUCUCCUGGAGGGGCUGCGCAAGUGGAUGGGACAGCGGGCCAAGAGUGACCGGGAGUAUGCAGCUCUUCUCCAUCAGAUGCACAGCCUGGCCGGGAAGCAGGAGAGCGGUGGGAUGCUGGGUAGCAGCCAGGUCGGCCAGUGUUGGUGGUCGCUGGUGACUCUGACAGAGGCCCUGAGCCAAACCCUGCAGCGCCACGCAGAGGCUGUGCUCGCUGGGCCCUUCCACAGACUGAGCCUCCUCAUCCAGAACAAGCAACAGCUGCGCCGAACCUACAGCGAACAGUGGCAGCAAAUGAGCCAGGAUUUCACCCGGGCCACUCAGCAGGAGCCCGAGCGCCUGAGGGCCCAAUAUCGCACCCAGGUCCGGGAGAGCGUCCAGGCCAGGCGCAAAUAUCAGGAGGCCAGCAAAGAGAAGGACCGUGAGAAGGCCAAAGACAGGUAUGUCCGGAGCCUGUGGAAGCUCUAUUCCCUCCACAACCAAUACGUUCUGGCCCUGAAGGCGGCAGAGGUGCAGCAUUUCACCCACUACCAGCAGACCCUGCCAGAAAUGCUCCAGUCCUUGCAUGCCCUGCACCAGGAGAUGGCCCACCUCACAAAGGUGACCUUGCAGGAGUAUGCCAGCAUCACCAGCCUGGUGCAAGAGGAGAUGGUGACGGUGCACCAAGCCAUGGGCCGGGCCAUCGACCGCAUCCAGCCGGCCAUUGAAUACCAAGGAUUCCUCCCACCUUGCAGGUGCGGGAGCGAAUUCCCGGUUAUGGUGAGCUUUGAUGAGAGUCUGCUGGAGGAGGCUGAGGUGGAAGGCCUGAGAGCUGGGGAGUUGCAGCUGAACGAACUGACCCUGGAGAGCAUGCAGCACAGCCUGACUUCCCUGGAAGAAGAGCUGGCUAGUGCCACAGAGUGUGCCCGUGCCCACCACCAGCGUGCCCAGGCCCUGAGGGCUGAAAUUCAGAGCGAAGAGGCAUUGGGAAGCCAGGAGGAGCGGUUCCUCCUGCUGGACAGGCGCCAGGCCCUCCACGAAGCCCAGCACCUCCACCAGCUGGCACAGGGCACCCAAGCCAGGCUGCAGGCCCAGAGGGACUUGCUGAGGCAGAAGCUGGAUGCGCUGGGAGAGAGAGACCCCCCACCUGCUCCGGCCCUACAAGAUGAAAGCCAACCCCCUUCCUCUCCUCCAGAGGAGGCCGGACGUGAGGGGGGGCGGUUGCCGGCCUUGGAGAUCCUGAAGCACCACUUUGCGGGUAUCUUCCGCCCACGGCUCUUGCUGCCACCUCCCUUGCCCAUCCUGCCUGAGGCGCAGAAGCCCCUGAGCCAGCAAGCCUGGUACCAUGGUGCCAUCCCCCGGGCAGAGGUCCAGAACCUCCUGAGGGCCAGCGGGGACUUCUUGGUGCGAGAGAGCCAAGGCAAGCAGGAGUUUGUCCUCUCCGUGCUUUGGGACAGGCAGCCCAAGCACUUCAUCCUCCAGGCAGCUGAUAACAUGUACCGCCUGGAAGGGAACGAUUUCCCCAGCAUCCCUCUGCUGAUUGACCACUUCCUGAAGACCAAGCAGCCCAUCACCAAGAAGAGUGGCAUCAUCCUAGGCACGCCCGUUGUUAAGGACAAAUGGGUGCUGGAUCAUGAGGAUGUGCUGCUUGGAGAGCGCAUAGGGCAGGGCAACUUUGGAGAGGUGUUCAGUGGCCGCUUACGUUACGACAACACCCCAGUGGCCGUGAAAUCCUGCCGCGAAACUCUCCCUCUCGAGCUCAAAGCCAAGUUCCUGCAGGAGGCCAGGAUCCUCAAGCAGUACAGCCAUCCGAACAUUGUCCGCCUGAUUGGCAUCUGCACCCAGAAGCACCCCAUUUACAUCGUCAUGGAGCUCGUUCAGGGGGGGGACUUCUUGAGCCUCCUGCGGAAUGAGGGGGCUCACCUCACUUCCCGGGGCCUGCUGAGGAUGAUGGAGGACGCAGCUGCAGGGAUGGAGUACCUGGCAGGGAAGCGCUGCAUCCACCGCGACCUGGCAGCCCGGAACUGCCUGGUGACCGAGAAGUACAUGCUGAAGAUCAGUGACUUUGGGAUGUCGCGGGAGCAGGAAGAUGGCGUGUAUGCCUCCACCGGCGGCAUGAAGCAGAUCCCUGUGAAGUGGACAGCUCCAGAGGCACUCACUCAUGGACGGUACUCCUCCCAAAGUGACGUCUGGAGCUUUGGGAUCCUGCUCUGGGAAGCCUUCAGUCUUGGGGCCACGCCGUACCCCAACAUGAGCAACCAGCAAACCCGUGAGGCUGUGGAGAGAGGGCUCCGGCUGAGCGCGCCAGACCAGUGUCCGCAGGAGGUCUACCAGCUCAUGCUGCGCUGCUGGGAAUACGAGCCACGGAGCCGUCCCACCUUCAGUACCAUCCUCCAAGAGCUGGUGGCCCUCCAGGCCAGGCAGCAGCGGUGGUGACAGGCCCAGCGCCUGGGAGAAGAGGGGCUCUUUUGGGGACAGACUGCAUGGAAGGACUUUCAAGGAGCCCCAGCCGAAUCCUAUUGGGAGACCCACCUGCUUUGUCUCUUCUUCUGCCGUUCCUCCCUGGCAUCGCAAUGAAACGGUUUCAUUUACCUUCUAAAUACUGGCGUCGGAGGCUUUCCUGGCUGGCAUCCUAGGUUUCUGGGGGGUUUUCCGGGGGCUCUGUGGCCACCUUCCAGAAGAGUCUCUUCCUGACGUUUCGCCAGCAUCUGUCUCUGAAGAUGCCAGCCCCAGACAGAGGCUGCUGGCCAAAGGUCAGGAAGAAGCCCUUCUGGAAGGUGGGCACAGGGGGGGGGGCGAAAAGGCCUAGGUCCGGUUUACCUGGUGAUUCUAACUGUAGAAUGGAAGAAGGACGAUGGCAGACAAAAGAAAAGCAAGGAGCAAUCAAAGGAUCCCAACCAAGCAGCGUCUGCAGCCCUCCCUCCCUCCUCCCCAGAGGCCCAAAGAAG